GUGCGGUAAUCCUCCAGGUACAAUGUAUCUGAAGACCACUUCUCUUGUGACGUAUUGUUGUGAGCUGAGAGAAAGUGUCGUAAAGAAUAUCGGCAAAUUCGAAAAUGCUGAAAACAGAACCGCCCGAUUCUGAUUAUUUCGAGAUUAACCAGUAUGACAUUUGUGACCUCCAUGCCGGUCAGCCUCUUGGGUCUGUGUGCCUCGACUGUGAAGAGUGUAUAUGUGACGAAUGCUUUCGGUUCAUUCACUCAUCACAUCGUCGACAGGAACUUGCAGAUUACAACAGGACUCAAUUGAAAGUACUGGAAGGCAACAGGCGAAAACUGACCGACAUAACAGCAACAAAUAAAAUGGAAGUAGCUUGUCUGACAAAACAGAUUAAAAGAUGCAACCAAAAGUCGACACUGGCAGCUAAAGAGGUUGAGGCCGCAGUUGAGUUAUUAUUUCGUGAAAUAACAUCCAAAAAGGAAGCUAUCAUCCAAAACAUGAACAGCAAUGCUUCUAGUUGCAUUGAUCAUUUAAAACAACAAAAACAGGAAUUAGAAAAUCGGCAAAAGCAAUUCACGCUCAUUACUGAAAGAAUAGACAACGUGACAAAAUCAGCCCACCCGGGCGAACUCUUUAAGAAUGUGGGAGGAUUAAAGAAACAUUGCACUGGAGCGCUCAAUCAGAAACCACUGAGCUCGCCUCCAGUGUUUAUACCGGAAUUCAGGGUCAAUCCAACGCUUUCAUCAGAUUUCGAGAACCUGCAGAUCGGCGUAGUUGUUGACUCGACAGAUCAGAGUGAUGAUGAAUCCGGUGAACACGUUUAUGAAAUUGAAGAAGAAGAAUGGGUCUACGAAGUUGAACCAUUGUCUGUUCAUUCUUUUGGCGUAUCUGCAAAGGAUGGCGAUAUGACCAAUAAGAGAGAAGACGGGGCGUCCGCUGGAUCGAGCUAUUGUGAGCACUCGGGCUCUGAAUUGAAUGCAAAUCAAACUACAUAUCAGGCAGGUUCUGAUAACGGGUCCGCUGGGUCAAGUUAUGCCCAUCUUUCAAACACAUGUCUUCAUCAGAAACGUCAGACUCCUAAAAGUAUUGACAAGUUAGCGUCUGUGUGUUCAGGGAUCUCGUCCACUGAAUCGAGUGCAUGCAUACUCUCAUCUAAAUUAGCACUCUGCAAACACCCCUGGCAACACAAAGAUCUUACAAGAAAGCAGGUUUCUGAAUCGACCGGACAUUAUUCUCUUGCGCGUCCAGCCAUCGCUUCAGAACCUGGUCAUCAAACACUUGACGAUGAUGACAACGAAUGUGUCUACAACGUCAUCGAUGAUCACCACAUCGGGGACGAUGUCUAUGAGCGUCCUUCUUCCAGGAGUAGACAAAUCAUCUCAGCUGUUUGUUGUUGAUAAAUACGAUUCGUUUCCGGAUAGUACCAUGUCUCUAGAUCAAAUCAAAGACAGAGCGGUGUUGCCACAAACGUUUCAGCUGAAUUUCAACAAAUAUGAAAUUAUAUCCACUUCGGAGACUUCCUUACAUGGCAAAAUCCUGAAGAGGAUAUUUCUUCCAUUUGGAAUUACUGGUUUUGCAACAGUUUCCAGACACAAAGACAUGCUUCUUGCGUUUGUCACUACUAACAAAGAGGUUGUCCUCAUUCGAAAGAACGGCGUAGAAUUCAUCAGAAUAAGCGAGCUUACCAGUCCGUUUGAUGUUGCUAGUAGUGGGUGUUCUCCUUAUAAUCUUUAUAUAACAGAUGGCGGUGCUAAUCGUGGCGAGGGUAGUGUAAGAGUGUACAACUGUGGAGGGGGAUACCUCGACACAUUUGCCGGUGGACUAACUGCGCCGCGUGGUAUUGACGUAACAUCAGAUGGCCAUGUAUUCGUCUGUGAUCAAGAUGACCGCUGUGUGUAUGGGUUCUCUCCAAAGGGUCGCAAGACCUUCCGACUGAAUAUUUUGGGGUCUGGCUUCCCAAUAUACGUGUCAGUAUUAAGUUGUCGCCGGCUGGCCGUGUCUGACCAUGCUCGGGAGAACCUCAUUAUACACGACAUUGAUUCUCCAAAGAAGAAGUUUCUGAGGACAAAACUGAAUGGUUUACUCUGCCGCGGUAUGUGCUUCGAGGACGCUAACCAUGACAUGUUAUGUAUAGUUCACCCCGAGGUCAAUAGUCUCCAUGUGGUACGAAAAGACCUGCAUGAGGUCAUCGACCUGAGAACAAUCCACGAUGCAAGGCCUCUUGUUCCCUUGGUAGACGAAACGGGGAACGUUUUUGUAUUCUAAAGUCCAGGCAGAGUCUUGUAAAUGCAAUACAUAGAGGACCUGCACUCAUGUCAUAUAAGAUUUUGAUUUUUUUUUUAAAUAAUGAGGGGAGGAGUGUUAUAGAGGAUGGAGUGUUAUAGAGAGUGGAGUAUUAUAGAGGGUGGAGUAUUAUAGAGGGUGGAAUCUUAUAGAGGGUGGAGUCUUAUAGAGAGGAGGAGUCUUAUAGAGGGUGGAGUCUUAUAGAGGGUGAAGUCUUAUAGCGAGUGGAGUAUUAUAGAGGGUGGAGUCUUAAAGAGGGUGAAGUCUUAUAGCGAGUGGAGUAUUAUAGAGGGUGGAGUGUUAUAGAGAGUGGAGUAUUAUAGAGGGUGGAAUCUUAUAGAGGGUGGAGUCUUAUAGAGAGGAGGAGUCUUAUAGAGGGUGGAGUCUUAUAGAGGGUGAAGUCUUAUAGCGAGUGGAGUAUUAUAGCGGGUGGAGUCUUAAAGAGGGUGAAGUCUUAUAGCGAGUGGAGUAUUAUAGCGGGUGGAGUCUUAAAGAGGGUGGAGUCUUAUAGAGGGCGGAGUCUUAUAGAGGGUGGAGUCUUAUAGUGGGUGGAGUAUUAUAGAGGGUGGAGUCUUAAAGAGGGUGGAGUCUUAUAGAGGGUGGAGCCUUAUAGAAGGUGGAGUCUUAUAGAAGGUGGAGUCUUAUAGAGAGAAGAGUUUUAUAGAGAGAGGAGACUUAUAGAGAGAGGAGUCUUAUAAGGGGAGGAGUCUUACAGAGGGGAGGAGCAUUACAGAGGGUGGGGUCCUAUAAAGGGGAGGAGUCUUAUAAAGGAUGGAGUCUUAUAGAGGGUGGAGUCUUAUAGAGGGUGGAGCCUUGUAGAAGGUGGAGUAUUAUAGAGAGCAGGAGUUUUAUAGAGAGAGAAGUCUUAAAGAGGGGAUGAGUCUGAGAAAUGAGUCUGGUAGAGGGAAUGAGUCUUAAAGAGGAAGGAGGCUUAAGGAAGAAGUUGGAGGGGUCUUACAGAGGGAGGAGUCUCAAAGAGUUGGAGGUUGGAGUUUAUACAGGGGAGGAGUCUUAUAGAAGGUGGAGUCUUAGGAAAUGAGUCUGAUAGAGGGAGCAGUCUGAGGGGGAGUGUUAUAGAAUGAGGAUUAUUAUAGUGGUAGGGGUCUUACAGAGGGAGCAG
Messenger RNA from Pecten maximus, 3391 nucleotides. RefSeq lists its product as uncharacterized. Gene Ontology annotation, molecular function: zinc ion binding. The record is from RefSeq and is a predicted model, not a curated record. Lineage: Eukaryota; Metazoa; Mollusca; Bivalvia; Pectinida; Pectinidae. The transcript is spliced from 4 exons. Bases 105 to 1385 code for a protein of 426 amino acids.